CUUCCCCAACCUCUCUGUUUUGACAGAUCCCAGAAGAGAGCUGCGUCACCCCCUUCAAAAAGACCAACGCUUGCUUCCCUUCUUCCUUCCCCUUGAUUCUUAACACUUUCUUGUUAAGGAAUCGCGACGGGCAACGCGCUUACUAUGGAGCCUGCUUCUUUUCCAGCCCCUCCAACUGGAUUGGAACAUGGAACGGGCUGAGCACCGAGACUCCGUCUCCGACGUCAACACUUGCUGUCGUCCGUCAACUUUGUUGUCGUUGCCUUGAUUGAGGAUAUCGUGGUCAUGGUCAGCUUCACUUUUGAGAAAGAUAUCCAUUCAACUUAAAGAACAGCCAGUCGAGACUUCCUUCACUGAUUGCCACCCGCAUCCGGAUUUGUCAGCCAUUAGGUGAGGGGGUGAUAACCUCCAAAUUUAAGACAGCGAUGGCAUCAUCACUUUUCCUCACAUAAACCUCAUCCCCAAAUUUGAUACCUGCAUUUUUUACAAAACACCUGUGAUUGUCCACUCACCACCAACAAAAUGACAGCCUUCGACAUCAAAAUCGUCUCCGACGCCAUAUGCCCAUGGUGUUAUCUAGGCAAAAAGCGCCUCGAACGCGCCAUCAACCUCUACAAAGCCUCCGUUCCCAACGCCAGCUCCGACACGUUCAAAAUCCACUGGCACCCCUUCUACCUCGACCCUUCCCUCCCCAAAACCUCGGUUGACCGCGAUGAGCACCUCCUCAAGAAAUUCGGCGAUCCCAACCGCCUGGCCAUGUCCACCAUGAUGCUCAAGCGCUUCGGCGAAGCCGAGGGCAUCAACUUCUCGUUCAAGGCCAGGAUCGGAAACACCCGUGACGCCCACCGGCUGGUUCAGCUGGCAAAGACAAAGUCGAACGAGCUCGAAAACAGUGUUAUCUCUGCGCUUUUCAAGCUGCAUUUCGAGGAAGAUGGAGACAUCACUUCCCAUGACGUUCUGAUCGCCGCCGGCGAGAAGGGAGGGCUGGUCAAGGCUGAGGUCGAAUCCUGGCUCGAUGAGGGCAGGGGCGGACCCGAAGUCGACAAGGAGGUUGAGGAGGCGUACCGGGAUGGAGUGUCCGGAGUGCCGAAUUUCACCAUCAAUGGAAAGUACAGAGUGGAAGGCGCCCAAGAUCCCGAGAAGUUGGUGGAGGUUCUGAAGAGGAUAAAGGCUUCUGCUCCUGCUGUCAGCGCUUCUUCCGAAGGAGUAAGCUGCUAGUUUGAACGUACCCCUGCCGAUCAUCCCGCAUAGAACCUCUCUU
Molecule: messenger RNA, 1261 nt
Organism: Podospora bellae-mahoneyi
Lineage: Eukaryota; Fungi; Ascomycota; Sordariomycetes; Sordariales; Podosporaceae
Exons: 2
Coding region: 523-1218 (231 amino acids)
Molecular function (GO): oxidoreductase activity
Source: RefSeq, a predicted model, not a curated record